UGGCGGCGGGCGGCCCCGGCGCGCCGGGCGCUCUGGCUGCUGGCCGUGGGCGCCUCGCUGGGCUUGCUGCUGGCCUGGUCGUCCAACCGCCUGCUGCACUGGCUGGCCUUCCCGUCGCACACGACGGUGCGCACCGAGUGGAGCCGCCAGCUGGCCUUCCCGGCCGUCACGCUGUGCAACAACAACCCGCUGCGCUUCCCGCGCCUCUCCAAGGGCGACCUCUACUACGCCGGCCACUGGCUCGGCCUCCUCCUGCCCAACCGGACGGCGCGGCCGCUCCUGGCCGAGCUCCUGCGCGCCGAGCCCGAGCGCCUGCGCUGGUUCGCCAAGCUGGCCGACUUCCGGCGCUUCCUCCCGCCGCGCCACUUCGGAGGCAUCUCGGAGGACUUCGUCGACCGCCUCGGCCACCGCCUCGACGACAUGCUCCUCGCCUGCAAGUUCCGCGGCGAGCCCUGCGGCCCGCACAACUUCUCCGCCGUUUUUACGAAAUACGGAAAGUGCUACAUGUUUAACUCAGGAGAAGAUGGGCACCCUCUGCUGACCACUGUCAAGGGCGGGACGGGCAACGGCCUGGAGAUCAUGCUAGACAUUCAGCAAGACGAGUACUUGCCGAUAUGGGGAGAAACAG
This is a messenger RNA of Gekko japonicus, 628 nucleotides long. RefSeq names its product acid-sensing ion channel 2-like. Gene Ontology annotation, molecular function: ligand-gated sodium channel activity. The annotation marks the transcript as partial. The record is from RefSeq and is a predicted model, not a curated record. Lineage: Eukaryota; Metazoa; Chordata; Lepidosauria; Squamata; Gekkonidae. Gene Ontology annotation, biological process: sodium ion transmembrane transport. Gene Ontology annotation, cellular component: membrane. The transcript has 2 exons.